Molecule: messenger RNA, 4150 nt
Organism: Formica exsecta
Lineage: Eukaryota; Metazoa; Arthropoda; Insecta; Hymenoptera; Formicidae
Gene: SPoCk
Product: calcium-transporting ATPase type 2C member 1
Exons: 16
Coding region: 616-3441 (941 amino acids)
Biological process (GO): calcium ion transmembrane transport; intracellular calcium ion homeostasis; manganese ion transport
Cellular component (GO): Golgi membrane; endoplasmic reticulum; plasma membrane
Molecular function (GO): ATP hydrolysis activity; P-type calcium transporter activity; ATP binding
Source: RefSeq, a predicted model, not a curated record
CAUCCGUGGAGAACCGGCAAGUGGCAAGUGUUGAUUCAGGAUUCAGCAGACGAAAGUAGACCGUAGACCUGCGUAGACCGUGGCCGAGUGUACACGUACAAUAUAUCGCGCCGGUCGGUUUACUUUUAUUCGCGAACGAAAACGACGCACUAUAUCACGAGAGGAAGAGAAUGCGCGUGUGAAUACGUAGAUAUUUUUAAAAUAGCGUCGGGAUAGAAUUGUACAUCCGAGACUUCGCUACGCACAACCGAGAUACCGUGGAAUCCACGCGGGAGCUAUAGUUGUCAUUGUUGGCGACGUUUUCAGAGCGAUUUUCCGCGGUUCAUCGAGCGAUAUAUACAUAUAUAUAUAUAUAUAUAGUGGCACAGGAGAAAAAGACGAUGCGCCGCAUCGUUUUCCCCGGCGAACCGGACUAGAAGCGAGAGAGAGAAAGAGAGUGCGCGAAUCGAUAGCGCACGAUUUCGGUGGUGUCGGGUCAGCUGCUCUGGUGUUUUCCAUCCCCGAUCUCGGCGAACUGUGCAUUUUCCCUUCCUGCUUCUUUCCUGGAAAAAUCGCGGACUACACGAUAGGCAGUGCGGUGCGGUGCGCUGCUGAAGAAAGCCACCCAUUUCCGCGAUGAGAGACACCGGUAACCAGGCCAAGUACGAGCAGCUCUUGGACGACGCCGGUCUCGAGAUCCGCAACGACGAGAAAGAGCGCAACGACGAGAAUGCGACACUGAACGAGGGUAAAGACCCCGAGAUGUGGUUGACGACCGCCGAAUCAGCUAGUCUCGGGGCAGAGGAAGUGGCAGCUAGAUUGCACGUUGAUGUGCGAACAGGACUCACAUGGCAAGAAGCCGAUCAUAGAAGACAGUUGAUAGGUUUCAAUGAGUUUACUGUAAAGGAGGAAGAUCCACCAUGGAAGAAAUAUAUUGAACAGUUCAAGAAUCCAUUGAUUUUACUCCUACUUGCCUCAGCAUUUGUCAGUAUAUGUAUGAAGCAAUUUGAUGACGCUGUCAGUAUUACUGUGGCUAUCAUAAUAGUGGUGACAGUUGCAUUUGUACAAGAAUACCGAUCGGAGAAAUCUUUAGAAGAAUUGAAUAAAUUGGUACCACCAAUAUGCCACUGCUUAAGAGAGGAGCGCGUAGAGACGUUUCUCGCACGUAAUUUAAUUCCUGGCGAUAUUGUGUAUUUAAAUAUCGGCGACAGAGUACCUGCCGAUAUCAGAAUAUUUGAAGCUACAGAUUUGGCGAUUGACGAAAGUAGUUUUACCGGGGAGACCGAGCCGGCGCAAAAAUCGACGGCUCCACUGCUUAAGAUCAAUGGAUUGACGUCGAAGAGAAAUAUUGCCUUCAUGGGCACUUUAGUACGCUGCGGAAAUGGCAAGGGAAUUGUAGUGAAUACGGGAGAAAAGAGUGAAUUUGGGGAGGUUUUCUCGAUGAUGCAGGCCGAGGAGGCGCCAAAGACUCCACUACAGCGAAGCAUGGACAUUUUAGGUACACAGCUGUCCUUCUAUUCGUUCUGCAUUAUCGGUAUCAUCAUGCUGUUGGGCUGGAUCCAAGGUAAGGCUAUCCUUGAGAUGUUUACCAUUGGUGUAAGCUUGGCAGUGGCAGCUAUACCGGAAGGCUUGCCCAUCGUCGUGACUGUGACACUGGCAUUGGGAGUGAUGAGAAUGGUCAAGAGAAAAGCUAUUGUGAAGAAAUUACCAACUGUUGAGACUCUCGGUUGCGUAAACGUGAUAUGUUCUGAUAAAACCGGUACAAUCACGAAAAACGAGAUGACUGCUACAAUUCUCGUGACAUCGGAAGGUUAUAUCGCGGAUGUUACCGGAGCAGGAUACAACAACGUGGGUGAGGUACGCGUUCGGAAAUGCGAUAAUACUGAUCUCGCUCGUGCCGCUAUCAGUAACAUGCUGGAAGUGGGUUGCGUGUGCAAUAACGCAAUCAUACAAAGCGAUACCCUACUCGGACAACCAACGGAAGGCGCUCUUAUAGCCGUGGCAAUGAAAUUUGGAAUGUACGGCGUCGCCGAUAAGUAUUUACGACUGCAAGAGUAUCCGUUUUCUUCUGAGCAAAAGAUGAUGGCUGUGAAAUGCACGCCGAGGUUUAGCGAGAAUAGACAAGAAAUAUACUUUGUGAAAGGUGCUUUAGAGAAGGUCUUGCCACAAUGUACAAAGUAUUACGAGAAUGGUCAAGUGUAUCCCCUUAGCCAGAAGAAGGACCAGGAAUUCCUGACAGAAGCAUAUGAUAUCGGUCAACAAGGAUUGAGAGUGAUUGGUUUGGCGCGUGGCUCCUCAUUGCAAGACCUGGUUUACGUCGGUCUGGUUGGUAUUUGCGAUCCACCGAGACCGAACGUGCGCGAGUCUAUCAGUAUCUUGAUAAACAGCGGCGUUCAAGUGAUAAUGGUGACUGGUGAUGCCAAGGAAACUGCAGCUGCAAUAGCUAGCAUAAUUGGAUUGGAUACGCUGCACAGUCGGUUAGUGUCGGGAGAUGAAAUCGACAUGAUGUCAGAACAUCAACUGGAACAGUGCAUCAACAAUGUUAGCGUAUUUUAUCGCGUGACACCCAAACAUAAACUUUGUAUCGUAAAAGCCUUACAAAGGAAUGGCAAUAUAGUAGGUAUGACUGGUGACGGUGUGAAUGACGGGGUAGCAUUGAAGAAAGCCGAUAUAGGCAUCGCCAUGGGCAAGAAUGGCACUGACGUGUGCAAGGAAGCGGCCGAUAUGAUUUUGGUCGACGAUGAUUUCGGAACUAUUAUCGCGGCGAUCGAGGAAGGAAAGGGGAUUUUUCACAAUAUUCGUAAUUUCGUAAGGUUUCAAUUGAGUACUAGCAUAGCCGCACUCUCUCUGAUUGCUCUCGCAACAUUGAUGAGUAUACCGAACCCCUUGAAUGCUAUGCAAAUACUGUGGAUCAAUAUCAUUAUGGAUGGUCCGCCUGCUCAAAGCCUUGGAGUAGAACCGGUUGAUAAGGAUGUUCUGAAGCAAAAACCACGUAACACAAAGGAGCCAAUGAUCACGCGUCACCUCAUAAUCAAUGUUUUAUUGUCGGCUAGUAUCAUCAUUCUUGGCACUCUAUGGGUAUACAACAGAGAGAUGGUUAAUGGAAAUACUGCAAGAGACACUACCAUGACAUUCACUUGCUUCGUAUUCUUUGACAUGUUUAAUGCUCUUAGCUGUAGGUCACAGACAAAAUCUAUAUUUACAAUUGGAUUAUGGAGUAACAAAAUGUUCUUGGUAGCGGUAACGUUGUCUGUCAUCGGACAAAUGUUUGUGAUCUACUUUCCUCCGUUGCAAAGAAUAUUUCAGACUGAGGCUCUCACGGCGAAAGAUCUUUUAUUCCUGGCAGCAUUGACAUCAAGUGUCUUUGUGAUCAGCGAAAUAAAGAAAUUCAUCGAGAGACAGUUGCAGGGACGUCGCGGCAAUGGCCAGUAUUACAACAAGUUUGAAAUGGACUUUGUAUGACAGUUACAGUCUGCCGGCGAGAGCAAGGCGGACAAACAUCAUAACGAAUAAAUCAAUUAUCGCUCGGCGAUAUCUCGAUACAUAUGCAAUCGCAUUCGCGUUUAUAAUCGACACAUUUUACUUCUCACUAACUCACAUCUACUCAACUAUGCUUGCACAUUCGUAAUCUCGUCACGUAUGCAGUUAAUACGCGCAGAAAAGAAUAAUAUUCUUUCGACAAAGAUUCUAUGUAUUGAUUGCGCAGUGACUGCGGGCUUUUUUCACCGUUUACAAAUUAUUCGACUCUAUUUUUUACAGUAAUAUAUCACACAUAGAAAGAUAAAACAUUUCGAUAACAAUGUAGUAGAUUACAUAGACUGUAGCUAUUAGAUUAUAUUUCAUUAUUGUCUCGUCAAGUGAGACUGAAUGAAUCACCUUAUUAUAAAUGAUAGCGAAGGUACUGCACAUUCCAUGCACGUUUGAUAGAUCAAAAUGACUUUUAACAAUAUUAUAUCUAUAAUAUAGUCGUAGAGUGCAGUCCAAAGCAAUGUUUGCACCGAAUCAUUGUAUUUCUCUCUUACACACUUUUCUAAAUAAUGUGCAUAAUUUUUAAGAUCCAUUUGUGGGAAGAAACAUCGAUUCCGCCAUUUAUUCAUUCAUUGUCGAUCAAUUCACGUUUGAAGAGAAGCGAAUCAUGCAGCAUUUUACCGAGUAAGUAAAAAAAAAAAAA